AAAACUUUUCCAGAAGUUUGCAUCCGUCAGAAAGAGACAAGCGGAAGAAAGACAAGAAAAUGACACAUUAAUCAUAACAUAAAGUCAGUAAACUCUGUGAAAUACUUUCUCAUGGCUUAUUUUAUGGUGAAUGAGGGCUUACGAUGAUACAGUUUUCCAACGUCUUAAUAAUGUAGAGACCCCGUUUGGAUCUAAGGUCUUUGGAAAAGCUUUCCUGCUCCUGCGGCUGCCGUCUCCUCCAGGCUGCUGUACAGGGGGCUCCAGAGCGGACAAUGACCGACCGAAGACGGGCUGCCGCUGCCCUCAGUUCCAGAGCUCAUGCCUUUUCGGUGGAGGCCUUGAUUGGGACAAAUAAGAAGAGAAAACUAAGAGAGUGGGAGGAAAAAGGCUUGGAUUUGUCCAUGGAGAACCUCAGCCCCAAUGGCCAGUUGCAGGGCGACAGUGAGGAUCCGACACAGUGUUUGGAACUCAGUGCUGACUCUGAGCAGAGUACUGGCUCCGACACAGAGGGUCUAUCACAAAGGACGUCAUGUUCAUUCAGCUCCCAUUCUGAACUGCCUCCUGCCUCUUCAGAGUCCUCACCCCCAUCAUCUAUGGAUGAGAUCCAGGUAGACUUGCAGUGUGCUGAUUUGUGGAAAAGGUUCCAUGACAUUGGUACAGAGAUGAUCAUCACCAAAGCUGGCAGGAGGAUGUUUCCAGCAAUGAGAGUGAAAAUAACAGGCUUGGAUCCUCAUCAGCAGUACUACAUUGCAAUGGAUAUUGUACCCGUUGAUAAUAAAAGAUACAGGUAUGUGUAUCACAGCUCAAAAUGGAUGGUGGCAGGAAAUGCAGACUCCCCGGUUCCCCCACGAGUCUAUAUCCAUCCAGACUCACUGGCCUCCGGAGACACCUGGAUGAGACAAGUAGUUAGCUUUGAUAAGCUCAAGCUGACAAACAAUGAAUUAGAUGACCAAGGGCAUAUAAUUCUUCACUCUAUGCAUAAGUAUCAGCCACGGGUUCAUGUAAUUCGAAAGGACUUUAGCAAUGAAUUAUCACCAACAAAGUCGGUUCCUUCAGGUGAAGGAGUGAAGACUUUCAGUUUUUCUGAAACAGUAUUCACCACUGUUACAGCGUACCAGAAUCAGCAGAUUACCAGAUUAAAAAUUGAUCGGAACCCUUUUGCAAAAGGAUUCAGGGAUUCAGGGAGAAACAGAACAGGACUUGAAGCUAUUAUGGAGACAUAUGCCUUCUGGAGGCCACCUGUACGUACCCUUACCUUUGAAGAUUUCACCAAUAUGCAGAAGCAGCAAGGAAGCAGUACAGGAACAUCACCAACAACAUCCAGCACAGGAACCCCUUCCCCCUCAGCAUCAUCACAUCUUCUCUCACCAUCAUGUUCCCCACCAACCUUUCACUUGGCACCCAAUACUUUUAAUGUUGCUUGCAGAGAAAGUCAAAUAUGCAACUUCAACCUGUCUGACUAUCCUGCAUGUGCCAGAGGUAAUAUGGCUGCUUUGCAGAGCUAUCCAGGACUGAGUGACAGUGGCUAUAGUAGGCUACAGAGUGGAAACACUUCUGCUACUCAGCCUAAUGAAACAUUCAUGCCUCAGAGGACUCCAUCUUUAAUCUCAGGAAUGCCUGCUCCUACAUCUUUGCCAAGCAACAGCAAAAUGGAUACCUAUGGUGGUCAGCUGGGAUCAUUUCCUCCUUCUCAGUUUCAGUAUGUUAUGCAAGCAGGAAAUCCAGCAUCUAAUUCAUCAUCUCCACAUAUGUUCAGUGGUGGUCACAUGCAACAGAGCUCUUAUAAUACUUUUUCUCUUCAUAAUCCGUACAAUAUUUAUGGGUAUAACUUUCCAGCAUCCACAAGGCUUGCAGCAAGCCCUGAGAAACUGGCAUCAUCUCAAAGCACUUUACUUUGCUCUUCAUCUCCCAGCAGUGCCUUUGGAGACAGGCAGUACCUGUCAGCUGGUAUGGAUGGAAUGCAUAUGAUUGGGACUCCUUCAGCAAACCAACAGAACCCAAAUACAUGUGAUACUAGGCAAUAUGGAACUGUAGCAGGCUCGUCUGCACAGAUGUCUGUGCAUAUGGUUUAAACUGGAUUAUUUUCCUCCUGAAUGUUCCCUACCUCUUAGACAGGGCAGUUUUCUUCAUCUGGAUAUUUUGAAAAGAAGACACAGCUAAUAUGAAACCUUAGAAAAUUCAG
Molecule: messenger RNA, 2182 nt
Organism: Protopterus annectens (West African lungfish)
Lineage: Eukaryota; Metazoa; Chordata; Ceratodontiformes; Protopteridae
Gene: TBX15
Product: T-box transcription factor 15
Exons: 9
Coding region: 273-2072 (599 amino acids)
Biological process (GO): regulation of transcription by RNA polymerase II; cell fate specification; positive regulation of DNA-templated transcription
Cellular component (GO): nucleus
Molecular function (GO): RNA polymerase II cis-regulatory region sequence-specific DNA binding; DNA-binding transcription factor activity, RNA polymerase II-specific
Source: RefSeq, a predicted model, not a curated record